This is a messenger RNA of Cottoperca gobio, 1847 nucleotides long. It is a transcript of the gene mmaa, whose product is annotated as metabolism of cobalamin associated A. The coding region runs from base 110 to 1336 and encodes 408 amino acids. NCBI's taxonomy places the organism in Eukaryota, Metazoa, Chordata, Actinopteri, Perciformes, Bovichtidae. The record is from RefSeq and is a predicted model, not a curated record. Gene Ontology annotation, molecular function: GTPase activity; GTP binding. The transcript is spliced from 7 exons. Gene Ontology annotation, cellular component: cytoplasm.
GGGGGGCGGUGCCGCACGUCACCGGAAACAGGAAGUGGAUGAAAGAAACAACCGUUGAUAUGUAACACCUCCAUAUACAUUCGUGAAGAUUCCCCAUAUUUACCCUAAAAUGCGACAGUUUGGCUUCUCCCUCCUGCGCCACAUCUCUUCCCUCCCCUCCUCGUUCACUGUCCCCUCAGCAUGCUGCCUCCACCAAAGGGUCUUCACUGGUUCCCACACCUGUUACCAGAGCACCAUCGCCGGUCACAGCUGCCAGCAGCACAGGAGGGCUGUGAGCAGCUCAACCCUCAGGCAGCACAUACAGGACCUGAGUGGGCCUGAGCAGAGACUGUUGGAUAAACUGUACAAAGGGCUGAUCGGAGGACAGCGGGCGUCUCUGGCUGAGUCCAUCACUUUGGUGGAGACCCAGCAUCCCAGGAAAAAAGAGCUGGCCCAGGUGCUGCUGCAGAGGGUGCUUGCCUACAGGAGGGAGCAGGAGAGUCGUAAUGGGGGGAAGCCGGUGGCCUUCAGAGUAGGUCUGUCCGGACCUCCAGGAGCAGGGAAGUCGUCCUUCAUUGAGGUGGUUGGGAAGAUGUUGACAGAACGUGGACAUAAAGUUUCCGUGCUGGCUGUUGACCCGUCCUCCUGCACUACAGGAGGGUCUCUGAUGGGUGAUAAGACUCGUAUGACUGAACUCUCCAGAGACAUGGAUGCUUUUAUCAGGCCGUCUCCGGCCUCAGGAACACUUGGUGGAGUCACCAGAACAACUAACGAGGCCGUUGUCCUCUGUGAGGGAGCGGGAUAUGACAUUGUCCUGGUAGAGACCGUAGGUGUCGGCCAGUCAGAGUUUGCAGUGGCUGACAUGGUCGACAUGUUUGUGCUGCUGAUUCCACCAGCAGGGGGCGACGAACUCCAGGGUAUCAAGAGGGGCAUCAUCGAGAGGGCCGACUUGGUGGUGGUGACGAAGUCGGAUGGAGACCUGUUGGUGCCAGCCAGGAGGAUCCAGACUGAAUACACCAGCGCACUCAAGCUGCUCAGGAGACAGUCCAAGUCCUGGAACCCUAAGGUGGUGCGCGCCUCCUCAUACACCAACGAGGGCAUCCCAGACGUCUGGGCCACGAUAGAGUCGUACCGGGACGCCAUGCUAGCCAGCGGUGAACUGCAGGGCCGGCGGAGGGCUCAGCAGAGGAUUUGGAUGUGGACUCUGAUCCAGGAGAACGCCCUCUGCCAUUUCCAGAAUCACCCCAGGGUCAGAGAGGCUCUCCCCCACCUCGAGGAGAGGGUCACCAAAGGAGCCAUCUCCCCAGGCCUGGCUGCUGACCUGCUGCUCAAAGCCUUCUCAUCUGCAUUACCAUAGUCAUCAGUGGGACUUGCACUUAUGGAUGCUUCAUGGCUGAUCGGGGCAACUCAAUGCCAAGGAAAAGCCAGGACAGAGGGAGAAUAUGUGACCGUGACUCUUGUGCUUUGCACAAAGAAAAGCAGCAGUCUUGCUCUUUUUACACUUCAUUUGAAAUUUAAAACACCUAAGAUAGAAGUCACCCCCUCCUCUGAAACUUCACAGUCUGAAUACCUUUAAUCCAAAUCAGCAGUGGGAAGAGAGUGCUGACAGUUGUCACUUCUCACCGGCCGCUUCAAGACACAUACACAUUUGGACGGUGGACGGCAAAAUGAAACUGCUAUGUGAUAUGAAAAGUUGCACUGAAGCAGAUGCUGGGAUUGUCUUCUUGGACCAAGACACGACAUAUGAACAGUUUUAAGUGAGACUGUAAAGGCCAUGUUGUUACUUUUGGAGUUUGGGCUCCAAAUAAUACCCAUCAUACCUCUCACUUGUACAAUCAGGGUCAUUGCAUGGUGUGUGUGUGUGUGUG